AAGAGGAGUCAAAUUUGAAAGACAAGUGUGGAUCUGCUUCAGAUUCCCCAUCUCACUUGUUAAUCAAGUCUUGUCCAAUUCUCAUCUUUUCUCCACCUCUCCUUUUUAACACAGCGCCUUUUAGCCGCGUCUCCUUGCUGAUAUAACAAUCAUCGAGGCCUCCUCUCUCCACAUGACCUUCAACCAGUAAAGGGCAACCAUAGCCACCUUCAAAUCAAGCUUGCGGCCAUGGCUUUUUGUACAAAAUCAUGGGGAACAGAGACUAGCUCCUCCUGUCACUAUGCAUCAAGCCUCUCCAGUCAUUAUCAAGGGAACAUGUUGUCCCAUGGCUUGAAAUUAAAGAGAAACAUCUUUGGAGUUGCGAGAGGCUGCAACUGCAAAUGCAUCAGUGGCACUGAAGCGCUUCACUAUAACAUCACAGAAUCUGAGAAGAAAUUUGUUGAGAUUCUCAGGGAAGCUCAGCCGUAUAUUUAUUUGCACAGAGGCAGUACAUUUGUUGUGAUAUUAUCUGGGGAAGUGAUCGAUGGUCCUUUCCUGGACACCAUCCUCAAGCUUCCAUCUUCAAACAUUAACGAAGGAAAAUUAAAAAUGUUCAGUCCUUAUUCAAGUCACUGCAUUUCUCUACAAAACCAGCACUUACAAUUGUUAUCUACAAAGCUUCUCCAUGGCUUCGACAAAAAUCUUCAGUUUCUUCAACCCCAGAAGAAAACUCGACAGUUUUCUUCUUUUAUGAAUUAUAAUUAUAACGGGGGAGGCAGGACGAACUCAACGAGUCGGCGAAAGGUGUUUGGAGAGGUAGAGAGUGGGAGUAUUGAAGAGGGUUAUAAUUCGGUAGAAGACAAGCAAUUCGUCAAGUGGUUUCGUGAGGCAUGGCCUUACUUGUGGGCUCAUAGGGGUAGUACUUUUGUUGUUAUUAUUUCUGGUGAAACUGUUUCUAGUCCUUUCUUGGAUUCCAUUUUGAAGGAUAUAGCAUUUUUACAUCACCUGGGGAUUAAGUUUGUGUUAGUCCCAGGAACUCAUGUCCAAAUUAACAACCUUUUGGCUGAGAGAGGGCAUGGGCCUAAGCAUGUUGGUCAGUACAGAAUUACUGAUUCUGAAGCUUUGGCGGCCUCAAUGGAGGCUGCAGGGAAGAUUCGUAUGAUGAUAGAGGCCAAACUUUCUCCUGGACCUUCCAUAUGCAAUAUUCGUCGACAUGGUGACAGUAGUCGUUGGCAUGAUGUGGGUGUCAGUGUUGCUAGUGGUAAUUUUCUUGCAGCCAAGAGAAGAGGAGUUGUUGACGGGGUUGAUUUUGGAGCAACCGGUGAAGUAAAGAAAGUAGAUGUUACUCGUAUGCGCGAAAGGCUUGAUGGUGGUUGUAUAGUUGUGUUAAGUAACUUGGGUUAUUCCAGCUCUGGAGAAGUCUUAAAUUGCAACACAUACGAAGUUGCUACAGCUUGUGCCUUGGCUAUUGGGGCAGACAAGCUUAUUUGCGUCAUAGAUGGUCCAAUUUUGGAUGAGAGUGGACAUCUUAUUCGUUUCUUGACUCUGGAAGAAGCAGACAUGUUGAUUCGUAAGCGGGCUAAGCAAAGUGAGAUAGCUGCUCAUUAUGUCAAAGCUGUUGGUGAUGAAGAUCUCACUUUUCUUGAACACAAUGAUUCUAUUGGAAUUCUUGCAUCAUCACUGAAUGGAAAGGCUCUCAGUGGAAGGCACAGCGCAACCUUUCACAAUGGUAUUGGGUUUGACAAUGGAAAUGGACAAGGUUUUGCUAUUGGCGGUGAAGAGCUACAAAGUCGAUUAAAUGGUUAUCUUUCAGAAUUGGCUGCUGCAGCUUUUGUUUGCAAAGGUGGUGUUCAAAGAGUACAUCUUUUAGAUGGCACAAUUAGUGGAGUUCUGCUGCUAGAACUGUUUAAAAGAGAUGGAAUGGGGACAAUGGUGGCUAGUGAUCUUUAUGAAGGAACUAGGAUGGCUAGAGUGACAGAUCUUGCAGGAAUCAGACAAAUUAUACAACCUUUAGAAGAAUCUGGCACAUUGGUUCGGAGGACUGAUGAAGAGCUGCUUAAGGCAUUGUAUGCCUAUGUUGUUGUGGAAAGAGAAGGUCAAAUCAUUGCUUGUGCUGCUCUUUUUCCUUUCUUUGAGGAAAAGUGUGGAGAGGUUGCUGCCAUUGCAGUUUCUCCUGAAUGCCGGGGACAAGGGCAGGGGGAUAAAUUACUUGAUUUCAUUGAGAGGAGGGCCUCUUCCCUUGGUUUGGAAACACUUUUCCUGCUUACAACCCGUACCGCAGAUUGGUUCAACAGACGCGGCUUCUCCGAGUGUUCCAUUCAAUCGAUACCAGAGGAAAGAAGGAAGAAGAUCAAUCUAUCUCGUAAUUCUAAGUAUUACACAAAGAAGUUGCUACCUGAUACUAGUGGAAUUAGUGUUAAUAGAGCAUUCAGUUAAGGUUUUACUGCAGCAUGGCAGGGUACGGCCGACCUCAUCAUAAACCGGUGAAGCCACUUCCGAAUUUAUCUGUUCUUGUAUCUUUCUUUUUCUGCCCUUAAUUCGCUGUAGUUCUGAGCAUGGUAUGUAACAGUUUAAGGCACAUGGAAAACCUUAAAUUGUAUAUCAGAAUCUCACGAGUCUUGUACUUCAUAUAUCUAUGUAAAGUUCGUUUUUGUCCACCAGAAA
Molecule: messenger RNA, 2643 nt
Organism: Populus nigra (black poplar)
Lineage: Eukaryota; Viridiplantae; Streptophyta; Magnoliopsida; Malpighiales; Salicaceae
Product: probable amino-acid acetyltransferase NAGS2, chloroplastic
Exons: 11
Coding region: 229-2415 (728 amino acids)
Biological process (GO): L-arginine biosynthetic process
Cellular component (GO): cytoplasm
Molecular function (GO): L-glutamate N-acetyltransferase activity, acting on acetyl-CoA as donor
Source: RefSeq, a predicted model, not a curated record